ACCCCGCGCCCGACGCUAGGCCGGGCGGGGAGGGGAGGUGCCGCCGCCGCGGCGGACUCCGUUUCCCAGAGUGCCCGCAGGGGGUGGCAUGGCGGAGAAGCAUGACACCGGAGUUUGACGAAGAAGUGGUGUUUGAGAAUUCCCCACUCUACCAGUAUCUGCAGGAUUUGGGACACACUGAUUUUGAAGUAUGUUCAGCUGUGUCACAGAAGGCAGAGCAAUGUGCAGCAGAGGGAGGCCAACAGGAGUGGACUGCUCAUGCUGCCCAGAAACAAGGCAUCCUGUCAAAACUAGCUGAGUUCUUUAGAAGUCGGUUUCCUUUUCCAGAGUACAAGAAAAACGAUGACAUACUUCACCGACUGGAUGUUGGAUUUCGAUUUGACACUCUCCGUACCAUCCUGCAACAGGAAGUUCUGCUGCAGGAGGAUGUGGAACUGAUUGAGUUGCUUGACCCCGGUAUCCUGUCUGCAGGGCAGUGCAAGCAACAGGAAAAUGGACAGCUUCCAACCCUAUGCUCCCUAGCAACUCCUAAUAUUUGGGAUGUCUCGCUGUUGCUUGCCUUUGUAAGUGCACUGCUUAUGCUUCCUUCGUGGUGGAAGGAAUCAUCUUGGCUACUGUGGGGACUAGUUCUGCUUGUCUAUGCCAUCUUACGAGUGUGGGGCACAUGGAGGACAGCCAAGCUGCAAAUGUCCCUGCGAAAAUACUGCCUUCAGCUGGAAGAAACAGUGGCAAAUAGCCGAGCUUUUACUAAUCUUGUGAGAAAAGCUCUGCGACUCAUUCAAGAGACUGAAGUCAUUUCCAGAGGAUUUACCCUUUUGCUUGACAGGGUCAGUGCCGCUUGCCCAUUUAAUAAAGCUGGACAGCAUCCUAGUCAGCACCUUAUUGGUCUCCGGAAAGCUGUUUAUCGAUCUGUCAGAGCCAACUUUCGAGCUUCAAGACUGGCUACUCUGUACAUGCUGAAAAACUACCCUCUAAACUCCGAGAGUGACAAUGUGACCAACUACAUCUGUGUAGUCCCUUUUAAGGAGCUGGGUCUGGGGCUGAGUGAAGAGCAGGUGUCUGAAGAGGAGGCUCACAACCUCACAGAUGGCUUCAGCUUGCCUGCGCUCAAGGUUCUGUUUCAGCUCUGGGUAGGGCAGAGCUCGGAAUUCUUCAGGAGACUGGUACUGCUGCUCUCUCCAGCCAAUGCGUCUCCCAAGCCCUUGAUUUCCCCAGAACGUUUGCCUCAUCAUAUCUUGUCUGAUGUGACUCAAGGCCUACCUCAUACACAUGCUGCCUGCUUAGAGGAGCUUAAGCGAAGCUAUGAGUUUUAUCGGUACUUUGAAACUCAGCAUCAGUCAGGUUUUGAGCGGACAACCAGGACAAAACAGAAGUCAAAAGAGCUGAACAGUCUCCACACAGCAGUUCGCAGCUUGCAGCUUCAUCUCAAGGCACUGCUGAACGAGGUAAUAAUUCUUGAGGAUGAACUUGAAAAACUUGUUAGCACUAAGGAGACACAUGAGUUAACAACAGAAGCCCAUCAGGUUCUGGAGCAAAAACUAAAGUUUAUUCAGCCUCAUAUCCAGGCAAGCAACAGCUGCUGGGAAGAAGCCAUUUCUCAGGUGGAAAAAAUGAGUCGAAGAAAUCCAGAUAAAAAAGGCAAACUUGAAGCUUCCUGUGACAACAUACAGCAUACUACAGUACCUUUAAUGCAGCCUGCCCUACACAUUGAAGACAAAGAUCCAAUCCCUGAAGAGCAGGAAUUGGAAGCAUAUGUUGAUGAUUCAGAUAUGGACAAUGAAUACAAAAGGGAAGAUUUUUACUGCUUUUCCCAGGAAGAGAGAGAGAGACAAAAACGGGAGAGAGAGGAAUCCAAGAGGGUAUUACAGGAAUUGAAAUCUGUACUGGGAUUUAAAGCCUCAGAAGCAGAAAGACAGAAGUGGAAACAGCUGCUAUUUAGUGACCAUGCUGCAGUGAAACCCUUGUCACCUGUAGAACCACUGAAGCUACUAAAUAAUUUGGAAUCACCUAUGAAUUCAGUUACAGAAAAUCAGGACUGUAGCCAAAGUUGUGAUAAAUCUGAAGAAAGAGACUCUAAUCUAAAAGUGAAUGCUGCUGAUAAAAGCAGGACAGAAUAUUUGUAUGAAGAUCCUGAGAUGGAGAAAAACAAAGACAGUACUACUGAUAAAGGUAUUUCUACAGAGGCUGAAAAAAGAACAUAUCAGUGUGAAGGGGAAGGAGAAGAACUCAAGCUGAGUGACGUGGAUGGAGUAGAGGUUUCACAGCCAACCUUUCAGGAUGCAUUGCAUUCAAAAAUCAAGCAUAGGCUGGCUCAACUCCAUAUAUCAACAGAUUUUAACUUCACAUCUGGUCUGGCUGCACAAGUUGCUGCCAGGUCUCUUACUUUUACUACAAUGCAAGAACAGACUUUUGGAGAUGAUGAGGAUGAGGAGGAAGAAGAGAAGAUUCAAGAGAAUGAAAACCUUAUGGAAGAGUGUGAGAAUGAAGAUAGAGGCUCUGAAAAUGAAGAAAAAGUGCAGGUCUGACCUGAACUUUGUUAAGCCAACAGCAGGUGAUUUUGAUAGAAAUAACUAAGGUGGAAGUUUGAAGAUGAAAAUGCUGAAUGGAAAAAUGGAGACCUAAAUGUAAUACAUCUUGUUCCCUAAGUAUGAUACACUAAAUAGGACUUCUAAGUAUAUUGAGAAUUUGCAGGUAAGAGGAAUUUAGGUUGCAUCCAAAAAAUAGUUGGCCGUUGCCUCUUGAAGACCUUAGUGGUGGGUUUUGGAAUUUACCUUAAUGUUUUCCACUUUAUUUAUUUAUAUUAUAAUGUGUUUUUUUCUAAAAAUAAGAAAAUGUAUUAAAUUUCAACAGACUCUGUUUUUUGUUCUCUGA
Molecule: messenger RNA, 2871 nt
Organism: Dromaius novaehollandiae (emu)
Lineage: Eukaryota; Metazoa; Chordata; Aves; Casuariiformes; Dromaiidae
Gene: VEZT
Product: vezatin, adherens junctions transmembrane protein
Exons: 12
Coding region: 102-2525 (807 amino acids)
Biological process (GO): cell-cell adhesion
Cellular component (GO): plasma membrane
Molecular function (GO): myosin binding
Source: RefSeq, a predicted model, not a curated record